AAAUGACAUCCCUACAGCGCCUGUGUCGGUUUGACACGCUGUACUCCUCACUCGACAAUAUCAAGGGCCUAGGAGAGCUGACCAAUCUGAGUACUCUAUCUCUCAGAACACGUUUUUCUGAAGAUGUGGACAUGGAUGCUCUAAACACUUCUUUGGGAAAACUUUGUAACCUCAAGUGGCUGUACAUAUCUUCACCUAAAUCUUGGAUACCUGAGGCAGUAACUUUGUCGCCUCCUCCCCUGAACCUUGCGACACUCCACAUUGUAAAAAGGUCCCGGGUCCCCAGCUGGAUUGGGGAACUCUAUAAUCUCCAGGUGUUGACUCUCUCUGUUGAGAAGUUGGACAAGGACGAUGUUGGUAUUCUUGCGCAGCUACCUGCCCUCAUCGAGCUUACUUUAACUUUCAGUAGAUCCCUGGAAGCAACAAUUGCAAUCUAUGGAAAAUCAUUCACAGCCCUAAAGAAGUUUGAUGUCAGCGGAGAUAUCAUGCCACACCUGACCUUCCAAGCUGGGGCAAUGCCUAAGCUCCAGAGCCUCUUUCUAGGGUUGAACGCCAGGGGGUGGGAGCAGGACGAUAACGCUGCACCUAUAGGUAUCGAGCACCUGUUAGCACUUGAAAAAAUCGAUGUAGGAAUUGGCUACAGGGGUGCUACUGCAUCUGAAAAGAGAAGAGCAGAGUCUGCCAUUAGGAUCGCUAUCAGCAUGCAUCCCGGCCAUCCUCACGUUAUAAUCAAAUGUUGGGACACAGUGAUUGGGCCUUGGUGACGGACGCAUGAUAAUUAUUGGUGUCAGCUACUACCAGCAGCUGGUAUAUUCAAAGGGAAGUCGAUUUUUUUUCUAUGGAGCAACAAGAUGAGGUACGCGAAGGAAUAUUGAGGUGUCUCCUACAUUUUGCUGAAUUGUAGCGGAUGGAGAUGGAUUAAUGCAUUUCCUUUCCGUCCGGAACAUCGAACUGUCACUUUGCUUUGUCCUACUAUUUAUCUCGUCGAACUGUUUGUUUCUACAAUAUUGAUGGUAUGAUACACUUUGGUUCGGUUUAUCCUAUAAUAAGGCUCGGAUGGUGGGCAGGAGUUGGCACCUACUGCGCCUUGCUCAU
Molecule: messenger RNA, 1095 nt
Organism: Triticum aestivum (bread wheat)
Lineage: Eukaryota; Viridiplantae; Streptophyta; Magnoliopsida; Poales; Poaceae
Product: disease resistance protein RGA5-like
Exons: 2
Coding region: 3-764 (253 amino acids)
Source: RefSeq, a predicted model, not a curated record